AUGGCUUCGUCGUCCUCCACCACCGGCGACCGCCGCCAUUAUUGCUGCUUCUUCCUUGCAGUUUUCCUCCUCUCCUCCGCCGCCCACGGCCAGCUCUCGGCGACCUUCUACGCCGCGAGAUGCUCGUCGCUGGAUCAAAACGUUAGAGACGAGGUGUCCCGUGCCUUGUUCAGGGACCCGCCGCCCCUCGGCGGGCGCCGGAUGGGCGCCUCCCUCCUCCGGCUCUUCUUCCACGACUGCUUCGUGCAGGGCUGCGACGCCUCCGUCCUCCUGGACGUGGACCCGAGCAAGGGCAUCCUCUCCAGCGAGAAGGAUGCCGGCCCCAACGCCAACUCCCUGCGCGGCUUCGAGGUCGUCGACUCCAUCAAGUCCAAGGUCGAGGCCGCCUGCCCCGGCGUCGUCUCCUGCGCAGACAUCCUCGCCCUCGCCACCCGGGAAGCCGUCGUGGCCCUCAACGGAACGACCUGGCCGUUGCUGCUCGGCCGGCGCGACUCGAGGACGGCGAACCAGAGCCAAGCAAAUAGCGACCUCCCGUCGCCGGGCUCCAACCUCGACACGCUCAUCGCGGCGUUCGCCCGGAAGGGCUUCACCGCCCCGGAGCUGGUGGCGCUCUCCGGCGCGCACACCAUCGGCCUGGCGCACUGCGUGAACGUCGACCAGAGCCAGAUGCAGAGGUGCCGGGUGCCCACCGCGGACGGCCUCAUGGCGGAGCUCGACGACCACACGCCCGAGAGGUUCGACAGCGGCUACUACGACAAGCUGGGCAAGCGCGGCCUGCUGGGCUCCGACCGGGUGCUCACGAGCCGCCGCGACCUGGACGCGCUCGUGCAGAAGUACGCCGCGAGCCAGGCCGCCUUCUUCGCCGACUUCGGCAGCGCGAUGAAGAAGAUGUCGGAGGUGGGCGUCCUCACCGGAGCCGAUGGCGAGGUCAGGACCAACUGCAGGAGGGUCAACUAG
Panicum virgatum (switchgrass) is the source of this 957-nucleotide messenger RNA. RefSeq names its product cationic peroxidase 1-like. The coding region runs from base 1 to 957 and encodes 318 amino acids. Lineage: Eukaryota; Viridiplantae; Streptophyta; Magnoliopsida; Poales; Poaceae. The transcript is spliced from 2 exons. The record is from RefSeq and is a predicted model, not a curated record. Gene Ontology annotation, molecular function: peroxidase activity; heme binding. Gene Ontology annotation, biological process: response to oxidative stress; hydrogen peroxide catabolic process.